GAUCAGACUUUAAGUCAGUUUCUUUUGCUACAUUUAGUUGAAUUUAAUAGAUUCAACAAAAGCUGAUUUAGGUGCUACUACAUGGUUGUAAAAGCUUAUUAUAAAAAGAUAUUUUGGCGUUACGAACCCCAGCAUAUGGAGGUAAUAUUGCCUACUCAACACUGCCUCUAGUGGUCAGGACCACUUCCGUUUAGUGGUUUGAGUUUGCUACAUUUCAUACUAGCUGCUGUUUUUGUUGGAAGGUAACGGUUGGGCUAACUGAGCUUCACAAACGUUAAACCUGACGAGAACGCCCGAAUUCAGGGAUUUGGAGGAUUGACCUAAAAUUUUUGGUCGUCUUGGGUGCGUUCACACUGCAACCUGAAGUGACCCAAUUCCGAUUUUUUGGCAAUUCCGAUUUUUUUGCCGGGGCAGUUCACACUGCAGACGGGAAGAAGGCGUCCUUACUUCCUUAUUUGCAGCUUUAAAAAGCCAGACUCGACUUCAUUCAUUCACACAUCGUCCCCACAUCCUGACCAGGGCUGAAAGCUAAAAAAACUCUGAAGAUGAACAAAGCUGUGAUCCUCCUGGUUGCUCUGACUCUCUGCUGCUGCAUCCCUGAGCUGCAUGCUUCCAAGUUGGGAUGCCGCUGCAUAAAAACGACCUCUCAACGUGUCGCUCUAAGAACCGUGGCCAAGGUGGAAGUGACGCCUCCAUCAGGACGGUGCCGCCGUUCAGAAAGAGUCGUCAUCAGGAAAAACGGCUCCAAGGUUUGCAUCAGUUCAGACGCCAAUUGGUUCCCAGAGUUUCUCAGCAAACUUAACCAGGAUUACGAAAACAUCAAUUCAUCCACUGUUUCUCCAACAACCUUCUGAUGAUCAACCUGAACAGGAAGUGCUUCAUCUGACAAAAACUGAACAUAGUUUUAAAAAGCUGAGCCAACGUCAAGUGUAAAAGCCCGUUUUAUUUUUAAAGACUUUGUUUUUAUUAAAUGCUAUUUUAUACAGAUUUUUUAAUUCAGUUUUAAUGUUAUC
This is a messenger RNA of Poecilia reticulata (guppy), 1013 nucleotides long. It is a transcript of the gene cxcl13, whose product is annotated as chemokine (C-X-C motif) ligand 13. Gene Ontology annotation, biological process: immune response. NCBI's taxonomy places the organism in Eukaryota, Metazoa, Chordata, Actinopteri, Cyprinodontiformes, Poeciliidae. The record is from RefSeq and is a predicted model, not a curated record. Gene Ontology annotation, molecular function: chemokine activity. Gene Ontology annotation, cellular component: extracellular region.